AUUACCCGGGCGCGCAAUGGCGGAGGUCGCGCUGGAGGGCGCGCUGGUCGGCGCGGCGCUGCUGCUCGGAUCCUACGCGCUGUUCUACUACAACUGCGUCAAGGGCGCGCGGUGCAGGAACGAGACCAGCCUCCGGGGCAGGACGGUGCUCAUCACGGGUGGAAAUGCCGGGAUUGGGAAGGCGACGGCCUUGGAUCUGGCCCGGAGAGGAGCCCGGGUCAUCCUGGCUUGCCGUAACAAAGCGGCGGGCGAAGUGGCCGUCUAUGACAUCAGGAGGGAAAGCGGGAACAAUGAAGUUCUCUUCAUGAGCGUGGACCUGGCCAGCCUGAGCUCGGUGCAGGCUUUCGCUGCCGCUUUCCUGAGAUCUGAGCCUCGUCUCGACAUUCUCAUCAACAACGCCGGCAUUGCCUGUGGAGGCAGAAGCGAGGAUGGUCUCAACCUGGCAUUCCAGGUUAAUCACUUGAGUCAUUUCCUCUUGACUCACCUCCUCCUGGACCGGCUCAAGCACUGUGCGCCCAGCCGGGUGGUGGUGGUCGCUUCCAACGCCUGUCACAGAGGGCACAUCGACUUCCAGAAGGUCCACAGCCCGGUCGAAGGGAAGCUGCUGUCGUUCCAGGCGUACUGCAACAGCAAACUGGCCAACGUCCUCUACGCCCGAGAGCUGGCCAACCGGCUGGAGGGGACCAUUGUCACCUGUUACGCUCUUCAUCCAGGAGUGGUCAAUACCGCCAUCUUCCGCUUCCUGCCUGUCUGGCUGAAGCCCUUUUUCAACCCCAUUGCCUGGCUGUUCUUCAAAGACCCCACAAAUGGCGCACAGACCUCCGUGUACUGUGCCACCCAGGAAGGCAUCGAGACGCUCAGCGGGCGCUAUUUCAGCGACUGCCAGCUGCGAGAGCCCCCUCCGCAUGCCCGCGACGAUGCCCUGGCCAGGAAGCUCUGGGAGUUCAGUGAGAAGCUGCUGGGGCUGACGGCCUAGGCCGCCCCGAAGUGCGAUGGGGCCACCUCGGCUCCAGUAGUGGCACGGUAGCUAGAGAGGAACGCCGUUAGCGCCCAAGAAUGGAAGGAAGGUGUUGGGUGGAGAACCGUCAUCAAACUGUAAGCUACCUCAAGGAAGAACACACGGACUGGCUUCACGCUUCUCAUGUCCUCAAAGACACAUCUGGGCACCUCUGGAGGAUGCCUGCGGGAUGCACAGAGCGGGGCUGACCAAGUCGUGAUAUCCUUGCUGGGGACAGACCCACAAGAACUGCUGUCGCCCACAAAGCCCCGAGAUCCCGUGGGUUCUGUGAGCCAUUCCCUCCCUCCUUGUUCUCUUUUUUCUGCUAUGAGCCGUCAGAGGUCUGUGGAAUGUUUUCUAAUAAAGAGUAGGGCAUUCUUCCUCACUUUGCACCAAC
This is a messenger RNA of Varanus komodoensis (Komodo dragon), 1394 nucleotides long. RefSeq names its product dehydrogenase/reductase 13 (gene DHRS13). NCBI's taxonomy places the organism in Eukaryota, Metazoa, Chordata, Lepidosauria, Squamata, Varanidae. The record is from RefSeq and is a predicted model, not a curated record. The coding region runs from base 17 to 976 and encodes 319 amino acids. The transcript has 5 exons.